Limulus polyphemus (Atlantic horseshoe crab) is the source of this 868-nucleotide messenger RNA. RefSeq names its product schwannomin-interacting protein 1-like. The transcript has 5 exons. NCBI's taxonomy places the organism in Eukaryota, Metazoa, Arthropoda, Merostomata, Xiphosura, Limulidae. Gene Ontology annotation, cellular component: cell junction; plasma membrane. Gene Ontology annotation, biological process: positive regulation of hippo signaling. Bases 294 to 737 code for a protein of 147 amino acids. The record is from RefSeq and is a predicted model, not a curated record.
AUGCACGAGAUGGUUAGUGAUCGGGAAGACCAAGGAAGUCACCACGAUAGCGAUUAUGGCAAUUUAAAGAACCACAAUGAACAAAGACAAAGUGACGACAGAAAAGACCUUCCUUCUGUGAACAAAAAUAAGACAGAAAAAUUCUUUGAUCAAUAUUUCAAAGAAAAACAGGUGGUCGAUACGAAAAACAAAAACCCUCUUUUUCGUUUACCCGGCCAAAAAGUUGUUGCUUAAUCUCUACUCAUGAUAAAUUUAAAGAAUCAAAAAAGGAAGAAGAGACGAAUGAAGACUUCAUGAUAAAACAUGCACGUCUAGAAGCAGAAGCCAGACUGGCCCUAGCUCAAGCAAAGAAAAUGGCCAGAAUGCAAAUUGAAGUGGAAAGACAAAGAUCGAAAAUGUGCCCCAUCCGAGAAAUUGUUGGAUUUCCUCUAGACGAUCGACGAUAUAGGAUUAGCAGGUACUCUUUAUCAGAUAUGAAUCUAGGUCAGCUACAUGUUAUCGUCAAUGGCAUUUACGCACAAAUUGAAAAUUUAAAUGAAGAAUUGGUCGAAUUACUCCUGGAAAGAGAUGAUCUCCACAUGGAACAAGAUUCAAUGCUGGUUGACAUUGAGGAUCUUACUCGAUACUAUAUCAUCAACAGCUGUUGCUCUACUUUCUCUGAGGCUUCGAAAGAUGAAGCACUUCAAAGUGGACAAACAACCCUGCACUCGAGACAAGUGAAAAUUACAACAAAAUGAUCUGAUCAGGAAGAGAGAACCUAACAUAGGAUUGUAUUAUUUACUUUGCCAAUAUGUUCUCAGCCAAAUUAUGUUUGUCACGUGAAUAGUGAUUAUUAUUCACUAUGUUUGGUGCCGCUUUUUUAAUUUAG